Messenger RNA from Haemonchus placei, 810 nucleotides. NCBI's taxonomy places the organism in Eukaryota, Metazoa, Nematoda, Chromadorea, Rhabditida, Trichostrongylidae. The record is from the annotation of a GenBank genome assembly.
AAUAAUAAAUUUGUAGAAGGAAGUUGGCAUGAAGCCAGUUUCUGUUGGAAAAGGUUUCGCGAAAAAAAGACAGUAGUUAUGGGUCGAUCGUAUCACACCAAUUGCCUGAGAUGUUACGUUUGUCAUGAAACGCUCACUUCAACGUGCUUCAUGAAGGAAAAUUCCCUUUUCUGCAAGGACCAUUUCUACAAGUACAGACGAUUCGGAACGAAAUGUACUCGAUGUGGCGAUGGUAUUGCUCCGAAUUCAGCAGUUCGGAAAGCUUCAGGUCACAUCUACCAUGUUGAAUGCUUCCGAUGUGUUGUAUGUGAAAGAGAACUAAAAACUGGUGAAGAAUUCUACCUUGUCCCGGAUGACGGUCGACUCGUCUGCAAGAAUGAUUACGAGCUCGCGAGAAAUAAGCCUCCCGACACCGAAACGGAUGUAAGCUGUAAGCGACCACGAACAACGAUUUCUAUAUUGUUCUUGGAAACCAUUAUUCAAAUGUACAUAAUCAGCAGUAAGCCACCCCGCCACGUGAGGGAGCAACUUGCAGCCGAAACUGGUUUAGAUAUGAGAGUUGUUCAGGUGUGGUUUCAAAAUAGACGUGCAAAGGAAAAACGCCUCAAGAAGGAUGCUGGACGGCGAUGGAGUCAAGCAGAUAAUAUCAGUGCCGACAGCGGCAGCAAUUCGCCGUCGGGUAGUGUAAACGACCUGAGUCCAGCUUAUGGUUCUUUUCUUGCACAUUGGAUUCCAUUGUCUGGUUUUCAACCCCUCGAAGGGGCGUGGACUGUUUGCCUAUCCGUCUGCCUCCCUCCUCCCCGNGGUUGA